Messenger RNA from Acromyrmex echinatior (Panamanian leafcutter ant), 1861 nucleotides. RefSeq names its product superoxide dismutase family protein Rsod (gene Rsod). Gene Ontology annotation, molecular function: metal ion binding. NCBI's taxonomy places the organism in Eukaryota, Metazoa, Arthropoda, Insecta, Hymenoptera, Formicidae. The record is from RefSeq and is a predicted model, not a curated record. Gene Ontology annotation, biological process: superoxide metabolic process.
UCAGCGGACCACAAUUUUGUACGGUCGUAUAGAUUACAACGCACGUUAAUAAUUUUCGUUUACCUAAAUUGAAAUUGAUACAAUUUGAAAGAAAAGAAGGUUAAAUAUUUCUCGAUUUUUGCCGAGAGCAAUGCAGUGGCUUAUGUUACUCUGCUACACAACUGCCGCAAGUGCACUUAGACUCGCUGCAUAUGUAUCUUCUGGCGGCCUUCAUGGAGAAUUUCGAUUCGAAAGAGCUACAGAAUCUUCGGUACGAAUACGAUAUUCGCUGAAACCAACUUUACAAUAUCCGGAUCAGCAAUGGCUGUGGUCAGUCACUUAUUUUUCAGUCGACUAUACAAUCAUCGAUGGCAGAUGUGACGAACAACAUAUUGGGCAAAGUAUGAUUGAUUUGACAGAGAAAGUCGGUCCUUUGGAAUUGCCAACGAAUCAAACAGGUUCAAUAGAAGUGGGUGAUCUAUCUUUAACAGGAGAAAUGGGAUUGUGGGGGAAGAGUUUGGUAUUAAAAGAUAAUUAUUCGCCAAGAACGAUAUGUGCUUCUAUUACGGUUCUUGAAAGAGGUAUCGAAAAAUUUGCUCAGGCACGUUUUCACGGUCCUAUUGCUGGAACAGUUUUGUUCCGAUGGUUGGACAGUCAAGUAGACGAUGAUCUUGAUACAAUUAUCUACACAAAUUUACAUCACAUUCACAAACAGAAAUUACAGUCGCUAAACUACACUGAGCAUCAUUGGAAAAUAUACGUUACUGAUAUUUUAGAAACUGGCAAAGAUAAAAACAACUGCAAUAUACUCCAAAAUGUAUUCGAUCCUAAUAAUUCUGACGUUGGAAAAUCUAUUGGAGAUGUCGAUGUACGUUUAGGCAAAAUAAAAGUUGCUAUUGACUCACAGGAAAGAUAUAAAACUUUUUAUAGAGAUUCUGAACUAUCUUUACUACCAACGAAUUUGCUUGGUCCACAUCGUCACUUAUACUUAGUUAUCUUUCAUCCUGUGCACGAGGAUUCGUUUCUGGCCUGUACGAAAAUAAAUCAUCGUAAGCCAACAUAUACCAAGGCCAUAAUUAAUUCACGUGGUAUUAGAGGCCAAAUUACGGCGAUUCAAGAGACGCCGUUUAAUCCAACGUGGAUCAAUAUUUCAUUAACAACAAUAAAUAAUUUGGAAAUUAGAUUACGGUACGUCACUAAAAUAGCAUCUUAUAGGAUUCACGAAUUACCACCAGAACCAGCAAAAAAUAUCAGAAUUCCUAUGGAUUCAUGCUCAACUACUAAGAAAUUGUUCAAUCCUUCGAAUAUCGACGAACAGACUACUCCACCACCAGGUUACGGUACUCAGGAUCAAUACGCUAUUGGCGAUCUAUCUGGAAAGCUUCAGGACCGAAAGGAAGGAUCAUAUCAUAAUGAUAUUUUACCUGGAAGCGCUAAACUUAGUGGAAUUUAUUGGGAUACAUAUUUACCACUUUCUGGGAUUCACAGUAUUAUUCACAGAUCUUUAGUUCUUUACAGGUACAAUGAGACUGAUAACGCAGGCAUGGUUCCAUGGGUGUGUGGCAUGUUCGUACUUUAUACACCGCAUACUAAUUGGCAAAUGCCGUUAUAUACAGCGGAAGUGGUAUUCAGAUAUCCCAUUGUUGGUAGGAUACUUUUCCGACAAUCUAGAGAUGAUCCUGAGAUGGAUACUACUAUAAUAAUAGAAUAUCUCGUUCAUGCAGAUGGCAAUGCAAUAAAUAAUACUGCGAACCAUAGGUGGAUGAUACAUGAGAAACCAUCAGGAAAAGAUUUUUACAACUGGACAAAUCGAUGUUUAAGCGCUGGAUCACCCUAUAAUCCAUAUAAGCCUGACAUCACGUUGGUGCUCUUUUAUCCGUAG